Molecule: messenger RNA, 6270 nt
Organism: Orycteropus afer afer
Lineage: Eukaryota; Metazoa; Chordata; Mammalia; Tubulidentata; Orycteropodidae
Gene: NRCAM
Product: neuronal cell adhesion molecule
Biological process (GO): brain development; cell-cell adhesion
Molecular function (GO): cell-cell adhesion mediator activity
Source: RefSeq, a predicted model, not a curated record
UCCUGUAUGAAAAUUAUUUAAACGUUGCACAGAAGUCUUUUGUGAAAGAAAAAAAGGAAAUUCAGUUUGUGGGCCUCAGCAGGAGUUAAGCUAAUGCAGCUUAAAAUAAUGCCGAAAACGAAGUGCUUAUCUGCAGGCAGAGUGCCCCUGAUUCUCCUCCUAUGCCAGAUGAUUAGUGCACUGGAAGUACCUCUUGAUCCAAAACUUCUUGAAGAUUUGGUACAACCUCCAACCAUCACUCAACAGUCUCCGAAAGAUUACAUUAUUGACCCAAGGGAGAAUAUAGUAAUCCAGUGUGAGGCCAAAGGGAAACCUCCUCCAAGCUUCUCCUGGACACGUAAUGGGACUCACUUUGACAUAGAUAAGGACCCUCUGGUCACCAUGAACGCUGGCUCAGGAACCCUCAUAAUCAACAUCAUGAGCGAGGGGAAAGCAGAAACCUAUGAAGGCGUCUAUCAGUGUACAGCAAGGAAUGAACGGGGAGCUGCAGUUUCUAAUAAUAUUGUCAUCCGUCCAUCCAGGUCACCGUUGUGGACCAAAGAAAAACUUGAACCAAUGAUACUUCGAAAUGGUCAGCCUCUAGUACUUCCAUGCAGGCCCCCAGCUGGAUUGCCACCACCUAUAAUAUUCUGGAUGGAUAACUCCUUUCAAAGACUUCCACAAAGUGAGAGAGUUUCCCAGGGUCUAAAUGGAGACCUGUACUUUUCCAAUGUCCUUCCGGAGGACACCCGUGAAGACUAUAUCUGUUAUGCCAGGUUUAAUCACACUCAAACCAUACAGCAGAAGCAGCCUAUUUCUCUGAAGGUGGUUUCAGUGGAUGAAUUGAAUGACACUAUAGCUGCUAAUUUGAGUGACACUGAGUUUUAUGGUGCUAAAUCAAGUAGAGAGAGGCCACCAACGUUUUUAACUCCAGAAGGCAAUGCAAGUAACAAAGAGGAAUUAAGAGGAAAUGUCCUUUCACUAGAGUGCAUUGCAGAAGGAUUGCCUACACCCAUUAUUCACUGGAUAAAAGAAGAUGGAGUACUGCCCACCAACCGGACAUUUUAUAAGAACUUUAGGAAAACACUGCAGAUCAUUCAUGUAUCAGAAGCUGAUUCUGGAAAAUACCAAUGUAUAGCAAAAAAUGCACUAGGAGUUAUCCAUCAUACUAUUUCUGUUACAGUCAAAGCGGCUCCAUACUGGAUCAUGGCCCCUAGAAACCUUGUGCUGUCCCCAGGAGAGGAUGGAAGCCUGAUCUGCAGAGCUAAUGGCAAACCCAAGCCCAAGAUAAGCUGGUUAACAAAUGGAGUCCCAAUAGAAAUUGCUCCUGAUGACCCCAGCAGAAAAAUAGAUGGAGAUACCAUUAUCUUUUCAAAUGUUCAAGAAAGGUCAAGUGCGGUGUAUCAGUGCAAUGCUUCUAAUGAAUAUGGAUAUUUACUGGCAAAUGCAUUUGUAAAUGUGCUGGCGGAGCCACCACGAAUCCUGACCUCUGCAAACACACUCUAUCAGGUCAUUGCAAACAGGCCUGCCUUACUGGAUUGUGCCUUCUUUGGGUCUCCUCUACCUACCAUUGAAUGGUUUAAAGGGACUAAAGGGAGUGCCCUUCAUGAAGAUACUUAUGUCCUCCAUGAAAAUGGAACCUUGGAAAUUCCUGUGGCCCAAAAGGACAGUACGGGGUCUUACACCUGUGUUGCAAGGAAUAAGUUGGGGACAGCAAAGAAUGAAGUUCAGUUAGAGAUCAAAGACCCAACGAGGAUCAUUAAACAGCCUGAAUAUGCAGUUGUGCAAAGAGGGGGUACAGUGUCUUUUGAGUGCAAAGUGAAACACGAUCAUACCUUAGUCCCCACUGUCUCAUGGCUGAAGGACAACGGUGAGCUGCCCAAUGAUGGAAGGUUCACUGUCGACAAGGAGCAUUUGGUGAUAGCUGAUGUCGGGGAUGCCGAUGGGGGGACCUACACUUGUGUGGCCAACACGACUCUAGACAAUGUCUCUGCCAGUGCUGUGCUUAGCGUUGUUGCUCCCACUCCAACUCCAGCUCCCAUUUACGAUGUUCCGAAUCCUCCCUUUGAUUUAGAAUUGACAAAUCAUCUCGACAAAAGUGUUCAGCUCUCCUGGACUCCAGGCGAUGAAAACAAUAGCCCUAUUACAAAAUUCAUCAUUGAAUAUGAAGAUUCAAUGCAUGAAGCAGGGCUGUGGCACCACCAAAGUGAAGUUUCUGGAAUGCAGACCACAGCCCAGCUGAAACUGUCUCCUUACGUCAACUACUCCUUCCGAGUGGUGGCCGUGAACAGCAUCGGGAGGAGCUUGCCUAGUGAGGCCUCAGAACAGUAUUUGACUAAAGCCGCAGAACCAGAUAAAAAUCCCAUGACUGUGGAAGGCCUAGGAUCAGAACCUGAUAAUUUGGUGAUUACCUGGAAGCCCUUGAAUGGUUUUGAGUCUAAUGGGCCAGGCCUUCAGUACAAAGUUAGCUGGCGCCAGAAAGAUGGCGACGAUGAAUGGACAUCUGUGGUCGUGGCCAAUGUAUCCAAAUAUAUUGUCUCGGGCACGCCAACCUUUGUUCCAUACCUGAUAAAAGUUCAGGCCCUAAAUGAUGUGGGAUUUGCUCCAGAGCCAGCUGAGGUCAUGGGACACUCAGGAGAAGACCUUCCAAUGGUGGCUCCCGGGAAUGUGCGUGUGACUGUAGUGAACAGUACCUUAGCCGAGGUGCACUGGGACCCAGUACCUCUGAAAAGCAUCCGUGGACACCUACAAGGCUAUCGGAUUUACUACUGGAAGGCACAGAGUUUAUCUAAAAGAAGCAAACGCCACAUUGAGAAAAAAAUCCUCACUUUUCAAGGCAGCAAGACCCACGGCAUGUUACCUGGACUGGAUCCCUUUAGCCACUACACACUGAAUGUCCGAGUGGUCAAUGGGAAAGGGGAGGGCCCAGCCAGCCCUGACAGCAUCUUUAAGACUCCGGAAGGAGUCCCCAGUGCUCCGUCCUCUUUGAAGAUUGUUAACCCUACACUGGACUCUCUUACUUUGGAAUGGGAUCCACCAAGCCAUCCAAAUGGCAUUUUGACUGAGUACACCUUGAAAUAUCAGCCAAUUAACAGCACACAUGAAUUAGGCCCGCUGGUAGAUUUAAAAAUUCCUGCCAACAAGACACGGUGGACUUUAAAAAACUUAAAUUUCAGCACUCGAUAUAAAUUUUAUUUCUAUGCACAAACAUCAGCAGGAUCUGGAAGUCAAAUAACAGAGGAAGCAGUAACAACUGUGGAUGAAGCUGGUAUUCUUCCACCUGAUGUAGGUGCAGGCAAAGUUCAAGCAGUAAAGCCCAGGAUCAGGAAUCUUACUGUCGCAGCUGCUGAGACCUAUGCCAGUGUCAGUUGGGAAUAUGAGGGACCAGAGCAUGUGAACUUGUAUGUUGAAUACGGUGUGGCAGGCAGCAAAGAAGAAUGGAGGAAAGAAAUUAUAAAUGGUUCUCGGAACUUCUUUGGGUUAAAGGGUCUAAUGCCAGGAACAGCAUACAAAGUUCGAGUUGGUGCUGAGGGGGACUCUGGUUUUGUGAGUUCAGAGGAUGUGUUUGAGACAGGCCCAGCAAUGGCAAGCCGACAGGUGGACAUUGCAACCCAGGGCUGGUUCAUCGGCCUAAUGUGUGCCGUCGCUCUCCUUAUCUUAAUUUUGCUAAUUGUUUGCUUCAUCAGAAGAAACAAGGGUGGCAAAUAUCCAGUGAAAGAAAAGGAAGAUGCUCAUGCCGACCCUGAAAUCCAGCCCAUGAAGGAAGAUGAUGGAACUUUCGGGGAAUACAGUGAUGCAGAAGACCACAAGCCUUUAAAAAAAGGAAGUCGAACACCUUCAGACAGAACUGUGAAAAAGGAAGACAGUGAUGAUAGCUUAGUUGACUAUGGAGAGGGGGUGAACGGCCAGUUCAACGAAGAUGGCUCCUUUAUAGGACAAUACAGCGGUAAGAAAGAGAAGGAACCAGCUGAAGGAAAUGAAAGCUCAGAGGCGCCCUCUCCCGUCAACGCCAUGAAUUCCUUUGUUUAAUUUUUAAGCUCUUUGCCAAUGUCCCAUUUCUCUAGAAUGUUUAUCUUAAGCACUUGGUUGUCAGUCUUCUCAUACUGUGAACAUAUAGGCAGAAAAUAUAUUUUCUACUGUAUGUUAUUAUUAUGAGAACAAUUAGAGCAAGAAAGUUAAAUGACAUGUUAACGUGAACUGGGAUACAAAAUGCAUACUUUUUUUGUUCAAUAUGGGUAUUCCUGAUUUCCUCAGAACUGGUCAAAUAAUAUAUCAUCAGCAGCAGAUCAUGUUAUUUCCUCUUACGGAUACAGUUCAAUAUGAUGCAUGAAAAAUGCUACACAUUUAAAGGACAUACAUGGUUUGAUACUUUGUUGAUAUACUGUCCUCUGCUGAACCCCUAUAUAUGAAUUCCGUUUUCAUUGUCAAGAGUGUUACUGUAGUAUUUUCUAGAACUUCAAUGUCUUUGUGGACAUUGUUGUGCAAUUGGUGACUUUAUGUCUAGCUGUAGUCUUUUUGGGAGACUGUUAGGAACCGUAUGUACAGUAUAUACUUGCUAAAUGAGUUAAUUAUGACAGUUGCAUUUGCUGAUGCUUACUGAGACUCUGUUACCUGCUCUUGGCUCCUGUUACUUCGUAGCCUUCUUAAUCUGCCAGAUAUGACAGCAGCACAAUGUUGGACUUUUUACAUCAUCUCGAUGUCUGAUUGUCUCCAGGCAUAAACAAUGUGCAUUGCAGUUUGGCACUUGUGCCAUCCUGAAGGAAUUGGAAACUAAAAUUCAGUUUCAAAAAUUAUUCCAGAAGACACAGGCAAGAUACAUGCAGUGCCUUCAGCCAAUAAACAUUCCAUGACAGCCUACCUUCUGUAUUAGCCAGUACAGUCAGCCCGAAGUCCUAGAUUACUGGCAUGGUCUAGAAGUAACUUUUAAAAAGCAAAGGUAAUGAAAACUGCAAUGCUGAAAAAAGGAAAUGUGAAAACAAUAAUAAUAACAAGAAGACAAUUUAUUUUAAGGAGCAUUUUUUUUUCCAUAAACAUAAGAAGAAAAGCUUUAUCACCAUCUGGAACACAUGAUGAUUUUAUGGUUUCCAUUAAAACAAGUCAAAUUCAGUAAGAAAGAUGCCAACUUGGUAGAAAACAAAAUUUUCAGUUAUUCCAAAAACAAAAAAAUACAACAGCAUGCCGACAGUAGUAAAUUAUUCUCUAAAUCUUUACCUAGGUGGUAGCUUUUGGAACUCUCUGCAGCAUUAAACAAUGUGUAUGCAAAUUGCUUUUACACAUUCCAGAUCUAAGAAAUCUGACAAGUGAUAACAAGGCCAACAGUCAAAAUGAUUACAGCCGCAAUUUCAAAAAUAAAUAUAUGUAUAGUCUAUCAUAUUCAUGAAUGCUAUAUAUCCAAUGGUUUACCUCCAAAUAUGAAAUUCUAUACCAACCUAUGGUUGAAGAAAUGCUCAGUUUCAUUUGCCAAUAAAUUGGUUUCUCAUAACUUGCAUCAAGUUUAAUUUUAAGUAAAGCUUUUUAUAUGUAGAUAUUUUGUUGAAUUUGUAAAUACACUUAAAGUGUAGAUGCUAUUUGCUUAUAGGUGUUACAUACAAAUAAACAUGCAAACAAUGUUUAUGCUGUACUGUAUAGGAAGUAAGCUAGUUAACGGAGUGCAUGGGAUUGGAAAGCAUCUACUUAAAUACCUUUUGGGUUUGCUUUUUUUUGUUGGUUUAUUUUCCCCGUUUUGCUGUGAAACUGAUAUAGUGAACUAUUCUACAUAGUGACAGCUGGUUUCUGAAGUGGAAAUCUUUUUCUAUAAGACACAAUAGGUGUAAUCACCUGGCAGCUUUCAUAUAUUUAGGUAAAGCACACUUUGUAGUAAUUCCAGGUAAAGAUGGCCCUAAAUACUUCCAGGUCUCCCUAUUCGCUUUUCCCAGAUCAACCUAUCCAUUGGAAAUCCAAAAAGACAAAACAGGCUUGCUUUGCAUCAGAGAGCAUAAAGAUAAAAGUUCCUUUCAAUUUGCCAGUGUUUUGGGGAGUGCUGAAAGUUUGUACUGUUGCACAAUAGCAGGUGCUGAAUUUAUCUGUACACGAGCGGCCACUUCUGUAAUCGUGCAACAGAUUUUGUAUUGAAAAUUAAAUGUGGUUUUAAAAGUCCCUCUCUCUUUUGUAAUUUCUCAUGUUCCUAGUGGUGUGUGGAUGUCUAAGUGGUGAUACGUGUAACAGUACAGGCAAAUGUGAAUGGAUUUCCAUAAAAAAAGUAAUUAUUAAACAAUCUUCAUCUCUUGGUGACUUUUUUUAACUUUUUCACAC